This is a messenger RNA of Botrytis cinerea B05.10, 1300 nucleotides long. RefSeq lists its product as hypothetical. The record is from RefSeq and is a predicted model, not a curated record. Gene Ontology annotation, molecular function: cellulase activity. The transcript is spliced from 3 exons. Gene Ontology annotation, biological process: polysaccharide catabolic process. Bases 226 to 1191 code for a protein of 321 amino acids. NCBI's taxonomy places the organism in Eukaryota, Fungi, Ascomycota, Leotiomycetes, Helotiales, Sclerotiniaceae.
GACCCUUGAUGCUUGCGGCCCACCUUCAAUUUCGGAGAUCCGUAUUUUCAAGGAAGAUGAUGUUGGCGAUAGCAAACAAAAUUGCGUGUACGAUCGAACAACCUCGUAUCGAUCCACUUGAAAAUAUGGAUCUCACGAGGUUGGCCUUUUGGAAUAAAUACAUUUGACAUGCAGUUCCCCCCGUAGAACUCCACAGCUUGUUAUCUUUGCUUUUUUUCCUUUCACAUGUUUAAACGUCAGAGUAUUCCCUCAUGGGGAUUGUGGUGCUGGUGCUUGUUGUUACAGUCGAAAAAUGCAAGUGCGAAGUCGUCGAAAUUUCAGGAUUUGAAUGAACAGUACGGUGGUGCGUUGACGGACUCGGGCGAUUAUCUGUAUGGGUCGAAUAAAUGGGGUGAUGAUGGCAGUGGAAGUCAGAAUAUGACUGUUCUUCUGGCGGAUACCAAUGGCGCAAGUUUCAAUGCGACCUGGAUUUGGGAAAAGAAUAUUGAAUAUGUCCACGCCUACCCCAACGUCGGCUACGAAUCCAUUCAACUUCCCACAACAGUGAGCAACAUCGACUCCUUCCACCUCAGCGGUAGCUGGUCCGUCUUCCCCGUUGCCGAUCCAACCGCCUCAGACAUGACCACCGCCCUCAACGCUAUCGCCUGCAAAGCCGAUAUUGCCCUCGAUAUAUUCCUCGACAUGAACAACGUAUCUUCAACCAACGCAUCUGCAGCAUCACACGAAGUCAUGGUCUGGCAAUCUGUCUGGGGCGGCGUCUGGCCAAUCGGAUACUACGAUCCUCCGACCGGCGCUCCGGAGUAUAAUUUGUCUGGAGUAACGUAUCAACUAUUCACGGGACGUAAUCAACAAGGACAGAAACAAGCUGUGUUUUCGUGGGUUCCAACUGUGUAUCAGGAAUCGAUCGAUGCGGAUGUUCACGAGCUUGUGAAAGAAUUGGUAAGGAUUGGGAAUAUUACGGAUGAUAUGUAUCUCGGACUGAUACAGUUUGGAUCCGAGACGGUUCAUGCGAGUGAACCGGUGGAAUUGCAGAUGAAGGAUAUUGAAAUGAGCAUUGGGGUGAGUAGUAGUAGGACGGCGAGUCCGACGGCGACGAGUACGAGUAAAGGAGGGGCGGAAAGGUUUCAGGCACAAAUUACGAAUUUUGCGGUACCGGCUGCUUUGGGACUGGGGGUUAUGCUGGGGAUUUAAAUAUUUGAUGUGGGAUAGGUACUUAUUAAUUACGACUUUAUAUGAAUAUGAGUAAUGUUUUAUUCUCUCAAGUGUUUGAGGAUUGCGACUCAGCAGAGGUAUGGGGACA